CCCCUCCCUCUGCGAAUUGAGUGCCGCCCUUUCACAUCUCCGUCCCUCGAAGCCUCUCGAAUCGCCGUCAAUUUCGAUUCAUCAACGAUUUCAUUCGCAAUCCCGGAGGAAGGAAACCUAAAGUUGAUCAUGAUCGUUUGGUAUCUCCAGUCGAAUCCUUCGAUCGUCAGAGAAGUUCGUCCGGUCUUGCAGUUUUACUGCCUCUCUUUGUUUUCGAGUCUUCUUGCUCUUCGGUGAUCUUAUGCUUCCUCCGUUUUGAAUGGUCCUUUGGUUUAGGAGCUUUAGGUAAAUAUCUGCUGCCAUCCGUUUUUGGCGUUGUUCGAAUCCGGAGAUACUCGUGAUCCUUGGUUGUUGAUUUGAUAUGCAUCGGUGUUAAUUUGUUCUUUUUGCUCUUGUGUUUUUGUUAUAAUUGCAAGAAUAGCGUUGUUGAGGCGUUAAUGAUCUGUUCGUGCUGCGUGUAGUACAUAACUGAGAUCGAGUACCUGUUGAUAUAUCCUGUGGGUUUCCUUCAUGUUCAUCUCGAUAUACGUUUGCUUGUCCUAUUAAGAAGCUGUUAUUUCUCCCCUGCUUGUUAUAAUUCAUAGCCUUUCUUAAGUCGGAUAGUUGUUAAAUUGUUUUUCCUGCACCUCUUUGGUUUCAUUUCUUCGUAGUGUGAUGCACUUCUUGCUUGCUGAAUUUCUUUUUCGCACGGACUGUUCUUAAUCCCUUGAAUUUUGCUGAGAUCGUCUAAGAUUUAUAGGUGUGGUGGUAGCUCUUGUGUCUAAAGUGUCAGGUUAUUUUCGUCAAAACAACAGGGGGAAAAGAGAAAAGGGGAAGAAGGGGCAGCAGGUUCCUAGGAGAACUACAAUUUAGUGGACUUACGAUGAUGUUCAUGAUUUCUGGUUUUGAAUGGUGAUUUGCAUGCUUUUAUCAGUAUAACAUAGCUUAUGCAGUGUGGAGAACGUGAGAUGAAUAAUUUAUUUAACGGGACUUUCCUUGACAGGAUGGUUUCUUUAGGAUAGGUAGGAAAGGUAGUAAAUCGAAUAUGUCUUAGGCCCCAAACUAGUUGAUUUUACAUGUCAUAUUUCUUAAUGUGUUUAUGUUUCUUUCUAUGCAGUUGUCAUGUAAAUUACACUUAGAAUGUCUGCCAUUGAGCCAAGAUCAUUACUGUUAUUUUGACAAAACUUUCAUGUCAAACUCACACAUCAGGUUUAGUCUCUCAGGAUGUCUUCGUAUUGAUGCUGUUAAAUGUGUGACUUUGGGAAUACUGCAAGUGUGGAUAACCUGAUUCCUCAUGCCCGAUGGUUUACUAGAUUUUGUAAAAUCAUGAUUACUUGUGUUGUGAUCCAAUGAAUUCAAAUAUUUUAUUGUACUCAUUUUUAAUGUUGCGGCUUAAUAAUGGGAUGAUGAACAAUGUGCUUAUGCACACUUACUUCUUAUAAAUGUAAUCUUAUUGGCCGACUUAAAAAUGUCUCGGUGAAGACAAUAGAUGUAGAAGGGAGAGACCUGCAAAUAGGGUCGAGCUUGCUUGAGACUUUAAAUUAGGUUCCAAUACCAUGGUUAUUAUGUGUACAGACAAAAUAUUUUGUAAUCUCACACUGGAUGUUGCCAAUUUCGACUUGAUCCUUAAUCACCAGCAUUUUGGUAAAAUUUUCCAUAUUUUCAUUUCUUUGUUUUGUUGGUAGAGUUCACGUCUUUCAGCCAUAUGUCGAUGGAUUAAUUGUGUACCUCGUGUAUAUCUCUUUUGGUUGGUCGAAAGAACCAAGUAUGAGUAAGUUGCAUGCAGGUUUAUCCAUUGUAACUGGUGGUGGAAUGAUUAGGUAGAUCUUCAUGGUCAGAUUUGGCAAAAUUGGUAGCUAGCACAGGUAAGACAUGAAAGAACUGCAUCCUGAUGUUGGUGGUAAAUAAAAUUGCUAACUGGAGGAGUGAGCCAUCGUUGGACAAACGUGAAAUUUAUAUGUAUGUUAAUGUUCGCGAAUCAGAGAUCUUCUGUGGAAGAUGAAGAUGGCAGCAAGCUAAGGUAAGGCUUACUCAGGCAUUGCCCAAUUGUUGGGAAGUCAAAAUUCUGCAUCUCUAAACCUUUGUAUGUCCAUUAUCACCUUUUGCUUCUCUUCCUUUUGCAUUUGAUGCUAUCCCGUAUUGCUCUUACCAGACACCGAGGGUGUAUCUGUUGCUGAUGUACUUUUUGUUCGAUUUGGUUUUCAAACUGCUUCGAAUGCAAAGUGAUCGAUCAUUAGGGGUCACUUUUCAGUGCUGGAGAUACGAGAGAGCUUCAUUGCAGCAUAGCAAUGUCUUUAUGGAGCUUUAAAUCUUGCUUGUUCUGACUGUUCCAACUUUUAAAGUGAUACUGAUAGAAGCUGUUCAACAUAUGCUUGGAUUCUAUUGUUCAUAACAUGAAUUGGUCCACUGCUAUGUUGAAGAAACCUACAGUCUUGCACGCUUUUCCUGGUUUGAUGGGCUGCCAACUGCUUGUUAUAGGUAGAAACAACAUCGCUAAACGUCACUGUGAUUGCAGGUGCAUCAACUCUUGUCGUUGGCUUGCCAUAAUUGACUGGCAACGAGAAAUCAGCAUUAUUAGAUGGAGGGUUUGGCUGAUCAUUGUGAAUCUCCCAUCUUGGAGCCAAAAAUCAGCCAAGAUGAUGGAACAGAGAAUUCUAUCAAUUGCACUGAAUCGUCUGAUAGAAACUGUGGUAAGCCACAAGAUUUGACAUACACUCCAGACCUUCUUGCUGAUGAAAGACUGGCCAAAGGGCUUUUUCAGUAUGGAUGCCCACAUUAUCGACGAAGGUGUCACAUUAGGGCACCAUGCUGUGGCAAGAUUUUUUAUUGUCGGCAUUGCCACAAUGAGGCCAUGAACUCAAUAGAUGUCGAGAGGAGGCAUAGACAUGAACUUCCACGUCAAGAAGUUCAACAGGUCAUAUGUUCGCUGUGUGGCACUGAGCAAGAGGUGCAGCAAAUUUGCAUAAAUUGUGGUGUUUGUAUGGGAAAAUACUUCUGUGGGACUUGCAAGUUGUUUGAUGAUGAUGUCUCAAAGCAACAAUACCAUUGUAGUGGAUGUGGAAUCUGCAGAAUUGGUGGACGAGAGAACUUUUUUCAUUGCUUCACAUGUGGUUGCUGCUACUCGAUCGUGUUAAAGAACUGCCAUUCAUGUGUGGAAGGAGCAAUGCAUCAUGAUUGUCCUGUUUGUUUCGAGUAUCUGUUUGAAUCCACAAAUGAUAUAAGUGUGCUGCCAUGUGGCCACACCAUUCAUGUAAAUUGCUUGAAGGAAAUGCAACAGCACUUGCAGUUUGCUUGCCCACUUUGCUCCAAGUCUGUAUGUGACAUGUCAGAAGUGUGGGAAAUUUUGGACAUGGAGAUAGCAGCCACGCCAAUGCCUGGAUCCUACCACAAUAAAAAGGUUCGCAUCUUAUGCAAUGACUGUGGAGCGAUCUCAGAGGUUCAAUUCCAUGUCGUUGGACAAAAAUGCCUUAAAUGCAAAUCUUAUAACACUCGCCAAACUUAACAUCAGGCAAAAACAAAGGCUUGGAAUCUAGAACGACAAAUGACUGAUCGAGACAACCUUCUUUGAAGUCAAUAAGAGAGGUUGAUUCUUCAGAUGGCUGCGGUAGUAUCCUUCCUUCCAAGCACUUGUUUAGCUGCUGCUUCAGUGAUCCUCCUCCAUUCAAGAGUCGUGGCAGACAUUUUAGAGGCUGCUCUGUUGUUUGUUGAUGUAAUUAAAGUGGUGGCGUGAAAGCUAUUAAGUUGAUGACUUUUAUUAUUACUAGGAUGUGAGAUGCUGAACACACAAAUAUGGGCAUUGGAAAUGCAGGUCUCGGAGCUGAAGGAUCCGUCAGGAUCACUGAUUUCAUGCUAGGGAGGGCCGGAUAGGACCCUUGCGUUGAAUUGAUUAGUGACGACUCCCUUGGAUUGUUGACUCA
This is a messenger RNA of Musa acuminata AAA Group (dessert banana), 3896 nucleotides long. RefSeq names its product probable E3 ubiquitin-protein ligase RZFP34. The record is from RefSeq and is a predicted model, not a curated record. Lineage: Eukaryota; Viridiplantae; Streptophyta; Magnoliopsida; Zingiberales; Musaceae. Bases 2558 to 3481 code for a protein of 307 amino acids. The transcript has 12 exons. Gene Ontology annotation, molecular function: zinc ion binding.